Danio rerio (zebrafish) is the source of this 938-nucleotide messenger RNA. NCBI's taxonomy places the organism in Eukaryota, Metazoa, Chordata, Actinopteri, Cypriniformes, Danionidae. The record is from RefSeq and is a predicted model, not a curated record.
UCUCAUUUCUUAUUCCAACUCUACUAUAUAAGGUGUUUAAUAAGAGUCUGGGAAACAUUUCUGGCAUUUAUAUUGAUCUUCUAGUGGCUCACCAUGUCUCUUCACAAUAUGCUGAGAGUGAUGAUGUUGCUUACAGCAAUAUCAUGCUGUAAUGCUAAAUCCAUCAGAGUUAGCCACACAAUUCAUAGUAGAGACAUUUAUGAAGUACCUGGAAUUGAGUACAUGUCUGACAGUGAACUGAGACCAAAGUCUAAGAUCAACUUCAUGUCUGACAGUGAACAACAAAGCUCUAACAUCAACUUCAUGUCUGACAGUGAACAACAAAGCUCUAACAUCAACUUCAUGUCUGACAGUGAACAACAAAGCUCUAGCAUCAACUUCAUGUCUGAAAGUGAACACUCUGGAAGUGGUGAUGUGUCUUCUUCUGAAAAGGAGGACGUAUCUGAAAUCAGUGAUUCGGAUGGAGUGUUGGAAAAUAACCAAGUCACUGCAAACUAUGACCCCAAUGGAUCGACUAACAAUGAUUACAUCCCUCAAGACUACGGCCAAUUUUACCAUGAUGACAACAAUGGUCAAAAUGAUUCUGAUGGCUCUGGAGCUGAACCACAAGAAGAAAACCAGUAACAUCAAGAGAUAUCAAAUAAAAGAAAGUUCUCCAAUAAAAAACAGGGUAAUCCUGCAGAUUUAAACAGCAUUUUAAAUAAAAAUGCCUUAAAGUAUGUAUCUAUGUAUGUCUGUGCAUUUAUAGAAUAUGUGCGUCAUAAAUGUGUCAACAUAAGGCUCAAUUGAUGUGCAGGAGGCUUAAAGGGAUGGGACACCCAAAAUUUGCAAUCUGCUGUUCUUAUAUUUACCCUCAAGCCAUAGGUGAUUUAAAAUACAAGUCAAUGGCUUCCAGCAGUUUUGAGAGACAAAAAUAAAACAUAUACAGUACAUCUCCA